AUGGGUAAUGUUCCUGGUGGUGGUUUUGUGUUGAAUUUAAGGCAUGGUGGUAGGAUAAAUAAAACUCAUAAACCAAGUUAUGUUGGAGGGCAGACUACUAGUUUCUCUAACAUUGAUGUGAAUGAGUGGGGAUUGUUCACACUUAGAGAUAAGGUUAAGUGUUUGGGUUAUGAAAUAAUAGAUAGCAUGAAGAUGUUUGUGAAUCUAUCAAAUGGGUUGAUAGAGAUAGUUUCAGAUUGUGAAGUAUGGGAUUUAGUCAAAGAAAUAGAGGUGCAUAAUGAAAUAGAGAUUUGGGUUGUGCAUGAGGGUGAUGUUGAUGCUGAGUGUGCUGAAAGUGAUGAGGGUCCUGAUGGUGCUGAGGGUGUUGAGGAUGCUGAGGGUGUUGAGGAUGCUGAUCCUGAAAGUGAAGCUGAAUGGGAAAGUGAGGAGGAUGCAGAGUCAGAUGAGAGUUUUGUGGAUUUAGAUGACAUAGAGUUUGAGCAAUUUGUUGAUCCAACUGCUGAGUUUGGUGGGUUAGAUGAUGCUGGAACUGCCUUGGCAGUUCAAGUUAAUGAAGAUUUGGAGAUAAAAUUUUCAGAUGAGGGGAGUGAGAAAGACAGUGAUAAUGAAGAGGAAAAAGAAUAUCAACUGCUAAUGUUUAAAGGGAAAAUUGAGAUGGCAACACCUACAUUCUGUCUUGGAUUAACAUUUGGUUCUAAGGCAGAAUUUAAGGAGGCAAUUUAUAAUUAUGCAAUGAAUAAAGGAAAGGAAAUUCUGUACAUCAAAAAUGAUAAGGUUAGGUGCAUUGUUGAGUGCAAUGAAACUGAAUGUCCUUGGAGGAUUACACUAAGGAAACAAGCCUCAGAAAAUGACUGGAGGAUUACAGCAAUCAAUGACAAGCAUGAUGGAUGUUGUUGGAAUAACAUAAACUACAUGGCUAACUCAACUACAAUUGCAAAAAGGUGGAAGAAUGAGGUUGCAUCAAACUCCAACUGGACAGCAUCUGAAUUCCUUAAAAAGGUGUCAACUACUGAUGGAAUCUCAAUAUCGAGAAGGCAAGCAUGGAGGGCAAUGAGGAAAGCAAAGGGUGCCAUUUAUGGUGAAGAAGAAAAAUGCUUUAAUAAACUAUGGAGUUACUGCUUGGAGAUUGACAGGACUAAUCCAUGUAGCAAAUACCAUGUGAAGUUGGGUGAUAAACUAGAUGAUGGCAAUAGAAGAUUCAAGAGAUUUUACAUGUGCUGGGAAGCAUGUAGAAUAGGCUAUAAGUACUGUAGGCCUAUUAUUGGAGUGGAUGGGUGUCAUUUGAAGGGAUUGCAUGGGGGUCAGUUGCUGUUAGCUAUUGGAGUGGAUGGAAAUGAUAGUGUCUUUCCUCUUGCUUAUGCACAUGUAGAAGGAGAGAAUAAGGAAAGUUGGAUUUCGUUUUUACAACAUCUUAAGUCAGAUCUUGCAAUAACUCCAACUGAUGAACUGGAAUUAACAUUUAUUUCAGAUAAGCAAAAGGGUUUACUCCCUGCAUUUGAUGUUCUUCCAGCUGUGACUCACAGAUUAUGUGUGAGACAUUUACAUGGGAAUAUGAAACUAGCUGGCUUCAAUGGAAAGGCAAUUAAAGAUGGAUUAUGGGAUGCUGCUAGGGCUACAACAGUUAACACCUUCACAGCUGCAAUGAAGAAGAUGAAGACUAUUGACUCUUAA
Molecule: messenger RNA, 1671 nt
Organism: Ipomoea nil (Japanese morning glory)
Lineage: Eukaryota; Viridiplantae; Streptophyta; Magnoliopsida; Solanales; Convolvulaceae
Exons: 3
Coding region: 1-1671 (556 amino acids)
Source: RefSeq, a predicted model, not a curated record